Molecule: messenger RNA, 1555 nt
Organism: Pseudomyrmex gracilis
Lineage: Eukaryota; Metazoa; Arthropoda; Insecta; Hymenoptera; Formicidae
Product: brachyurin-like
Exons: 11
Coding region: 251-1198 (315 amino acids)
Biological process (GO): proteolysis
Molecular function (GO): serine-type endopeptidase activity
Source: RefSeq, a predicted model, not a curated record
GAAGACGUUUACCGCGACCACGUCGGUUGUCGGACAUCGGUCGUCGAAGUAUAUACUUCGCUUGAUCUAUAACUACAUCUCGUCAUGAGAUAAACGUGAAAUAUUGAAGUAUCCUGUGACCUCAAUAAAGACUGUGCGCGUUACAUUUUAAGACAAACUGAAGUAAAGAACUGAAAAACAUUAGUUUUUAUCUUUUUAGUAAAUCCUUUUGUGAAGACUGCGUCGUCAAAAAGUGCUUAUUGCUCUCAAAAUGGUUUCUUCAGCUUUGCUUCAUUUUGGUCUUGCAUUCAUCUUUCUGUACGUGACGCCAUGUCAUAACACUUAUUACAGAGAUUUGAAUUUGGAAAUACCAAAGAUAGAGGCCAGACAAACACCGUUUCGGAUUCUUUUUGAAAAUUCGAAGACUCGCAGGCUUUUCUGCGGCGGAACUCUAAUUAAUAAUAAUUUCGUUCUUACCGCUGCUGAAUGCUUCGUACACCGACAUUUUCACGAUGUAAAUGCAUAUACUGUCGUUAUGAAUUUAGAUAAGGAUGAUCUUACUGUCAAUGUACGCAAGAUUACGAAAAUAUAUAUACACAAUCUGUACAAUGUUCAGUAUCCGUGGCGUCACGACAUCGCAUUAGUCAAAUUAGGGGUGUAUAUUCUCCCAGCCAACCUUAUGACUAAUUUUGUACCCUGGAGUCGUACGAGUUCUUUGCCUCAAAGAGGAGUAGACCAAUAUUUGAGACAAACACCCUUACUGUUAAAACUUUCCGGAUAUGGAAUAAUAUCUGAAACCAGGCUACCAGGAUCCUUCUUGUUGAGAGCAUCUUAUACUUAUAUAGUCACGUGGGAAAGUUGCGAAAGUUUGUACCACCAAAUUCAGUUCCAAAUUUCCGACUCACAUAUCUGCGCAUAUGAUCCACUCAGAUACGAGAUACUUCGCACCAGCGACGUGGGCAGUGCUUUGAUUUAUAAUGAAAACGUAACUGUCGGAAUUGCAUUAAGCUCAAACGGAGGAAACAUAUUCUUUGCCUCGAGUAUUCCCGUAGACAUUCCCGACAAAUCUGUAUCGAUGUCGUUUUAUUUCGAGGCGAAUUACGGAUUGCCAAGCGAAUGGAAUUCCACUUACUACUAUUACGACGGAAGUUAUUUCGAAAAACGAAGUCUCAGUCGUCAACUGAUAUACAGCUUGUUCACAAACAAACUGGAAAGAUAACAAAACUGUGAUUAAAACCACACACACGUAAAUAUAUUCUCUACCAACACUCUGGGCUAUCCUGAACAAGAUUGUUUGUUGAAAGUAAUUUGUCAAGCUGCAAAAUAUGCUUUAAGCGAAAACGGUGUGCUUGGGGAUAUUCUCAAAAUCAUAUUCACACCUUUCACGUCGAGAAGCGAGGAGCUUCCGAAUGAGAUGACGCAAGCUGAGCACGAGCAACUUUGCGAUCAACGUUACGAAAACUGUUCUCUGAAUCCUUUAGAUUUAAUAAUAAAUAAUAAUAAUAAUAAGUCAUUACGUCGAUUAUUAAAAAUCUACACAAAAUUCGACACAAUAUUCGAUAAGUAUUGAAAAUAA